AUGCCGUUCAGUCUCGCAAUCAUCGGGGCAGGCCCGGCGGGUCUCACACUUGCCCGACUGCUACAGGUCGCCUCAGUCGACAUCUCCAUCACUAUUUUCGAAAAGGACACCAGUCGUACAUCUCGAUUCAUGCAAGGCGGCACAUUAGACCUACAUACGGAUACUGGUCUUGCUGCUCUCAAAAAGGCCGGUUUAUGGGAAGAAGCGCUCAAACACCUCCGUUAUGAAGGUGAGGAGCUCUUCAUCGCCGACAAAAACGACACGGUAAUCAUCCAUCUCAAAGACCAACCCAAGGUCAAGAGCCGAGAGUCGAAAUUGGACUAUGAGAGACCUGAGAUUGACCGGGAGGUGCUGAAGGAUAUGCUACUUGACAGUGUUGACAGCGACUGGGUGAAGUGGGGAAAGACGUUGCAAUCGAUCGAUCCUGAGACCGGUAUCCUAAGCUUUCGCGACGGUUCGACCGCCGGCCCGUUUGAUCUCGUCGUCGGCGCUGAUGGGGCGUGGUCCAAGGUUCGGCAUGUUUUGACAGACGUGAGGCCACACUAUUCUGGUAUCUGUGGCUUUGAAGGCCGCAUUCCCAACCCGGAUGAGCAACACCCGAAGCUGUCAAAAAUGGUCGGCAAGGGCAGCUACUUUUCAUACUCUGACGGAAAGUCUCUAAAUGCGCAGAGGAUGAGCGACCGGUCCAUCAAGACCGCUUACUAUGUAAAAAUGGAAGACAACGAGAGCUGGGCGACCGACUUAUUGGCGGCUUAUGGGGACAACGAGGACAAAUUAAAGGAGAAAAUCCUGGAAAACUACCAAGACUGGACACGCCAACAGAAAGAACUGGUUCGCGUCAGCACCAAUUUCCAUGCCAGGGCGCUCUACGAGCUACCCGUUGGACAUACUUGGGUCCACAAGAAGGGGUAUACGCUGAUUGGAGACGCUGCAAGUUUGAUGACACCAUUUGCUGGCGAAGGGGUGAAUAAGGCCAUGAAAGAUUCGCUCGAGCUGGCUGAAGCACUUGAGAAAGCCUUGAAGGAGCAGAGCAAUAUGGAUGAAGCGGUACGCCAGUACGAAGAGAAUAUGUUCCCGCGGGCGAAGAGAAUUCAGAGACACACAAUGUCGAAUAAGGAGGGCAUGUUCAGCAGGGAAGGACCCGUCAUGUUUCUGACGGCCAUGGUUGAUGGGGCUGCGGAGGAAAUGGGCAAGGAUCUCACCAAGGGAUGGUUAGCAUGGAUCCCCAUCAAGACGCUACUGCACUCCUAUGUUGUGACCGUACAGACUUUUGGAGCUUGGAGGAGAAGGGUGAAAGACUGGUUUUCGAGGGAAUGA
Fonsecaea multimorphosa CBS 102226 is the source of this 1317-nucleotide messenger RNA. RefSeq lists its product as uncharacterized. Bases 1 to 1317 code for a protein of 438 amino acids. The record is from RefSeq and is a predicted model, not a curated record. NCBI's taxonomy places the organism in Eukaryota, Fungi, Ascomycota, Eurotiomycetes, Chaetothyriales, Herpotrichiellaceae. The transcript has a single exon. Gene Ontology annotation, molecular function: FAD binding.